GCACAGCUUAGCACCCAAAAAUUAAUUAUAUUAAAAGGCAAAAUUCCAAAGUUAUAAUUAGAUUCUGUAGAGCAGAAUAUAGUCUUACACUACAUUCGAAUGAUAUUGAAAUUUGAAACCCUUUUUUAAUUAAACACAUAUUCUCAAGAGAAACUUUUCACGAAUGCACAAAUUGUAAUUUCUCUUGAAUUGCCUCCACACGUUGUAGGCCUAUUAUACCAACACGGACUACUCAUCUUGGUCUAACUAACGCAUGUGGAAUAUCUAAUUACCAAUAAUUGAAAUUCCUGUUAAAAGUCUCAUUGUAAAUAAUUAAUGGUGUAAAUAAUUGGUUAAAUACAAAACAGAUGUCCGGGGCAUGCGCUCCACAGCGUUACGCACGGGCAAGGGUGGGCCUGCGCACUUAGUGCGCAUUCGAUGUCUGUAACAGUGGUUACAGGUUAAGCCACGAUGCAAUCACUUUGCACUUUCCAGUGCAAUACUGAGAGCAAUCCAUCACAAAAAAUCAGUUCUCUCCAUGUUAUUGGCUCCUGUGUAUUCUGAAAUCCAACACCAUCUUCGACUUUGUUGUGAAUCUCUUGAAUUUUUGACCUUAUACUUUUCAUGUAAACAAUUUAGAAUGACUGUUACUACACUAUGAGCCAAACUAAUUACACGUCACUGUACUUCUUCAUGAACCGAACCACAUGAUAAGUAUUUAUCCAACGAUAACCUAUAUCUAAACUAUGGUCACAUCUAUUCUCAUUUAUUUACUCUUAGGCAUGAAAAUAACAUUUUUUACGAAAAGUAAUUGUAGAGGGUAUUAAGAAAAACAAUCGGACCUAUGAGAUGUGUUCAAUGAGGUCGCCUAGGCUACACCUACUGUAGUGGUGUACAAUAGUUUGCUUCAAAAUCAUAGGCGAGGAGGAGCGAGGAGGAGGAGUAGAUCAGGAGCGCAAAGGAGUAGAAUCUACAAUAGCAAGGAAAGCUCGGCGCACAGAGGGGUGAGCAAGCGCACAGGACACUGUCAACUCACAGUCAAAGCAGUUAAACUGUCACAUCGGAGAGAAAACUCCUGUCGGCAGUUACGUCAAGCCAAAAGAGUUCUCACUGGAGUCUUACUAAAAGAGCGAAGAACGUUGCCAACUGAAGAACAUGGAAAUUGGAGAAGUAUGGCUCUGCGCUUCAUUGCACAACUUGGAGAAAUCGCGAGGAAGCUAAGAGCAAGCGCGAGCAGGGAAGGAGAGUAAAUGACAAGAAUUACGCAGAGACUGUGAGAGAAUAGUCACACAGACAUGAAUAACACCACCGGGAACGGAAAGCCCCAGUCCCGGGAUCCCACCAUCCCAGUCAUCAUGUUCAUAUUCGGGGUGGUGGGGAAUGUUAUCGCCAUCGUGGUGCUACGCAAAACUAGGAAGGAACAGAAGGAGACCACAUUCUACACGCUCGUGUGCGGACUCGCAGUGACUGACCUCCUGGGCACUCUCCUGGCCAGUCCCGUCACCAUCGCAACCUACAUGAAGGGCGAGUGGCCCGGGGGACAGUCGCUGUGCCAGUACUCUGGAUUUAUCCUCCUAUUCUUCUUCCUGGUGCAGCUCAGCAUCGUCUUCGCCAUGUCCAUCGAGAGAUACCUGGCCAUUAACCAUGCCUAUUUCUACAACCAUUACGUUGACCAGAGACUUGCCGCCCUGACACUGGUAACCAUUUACGUUUCAAACGUUCUCUUUUGCGCGCUGCCCAGUAUGGGUCUUGGAGAGGUCAAACUCCAGUAUCCAAAGACGUGGUGCUUUAUCGACUGGCGGACAAACGACUCGACUCACGCCACAUUCUCCUACAUGUACGCUGGUGUGAAUUCGUUUCUGGUGCUGGCCACUGUCAUAUGCAACGUGAUGGUGUGCGGGGCGCUCAUCAUGAUGCACAAGCGGUUCAUACGCAGGACCUCGCUGGGCACGGACCAGGGGCGCAUCGCGGACCUGCGGCGCAGGCGGAGUUUCAGACGCUUGGCUGGGGCAGAGAUACAAAUGGUCAUACUGCUCAUAGCUACUUCUGCCACAGUACUCAUCUGCUCAAUACCGUUAGUGCUGCGGAUCUUCGUUAACCAGCUGUCCCGUGCCAACGUGGACGACGUCUCCAUCGCCGAGAACCCUGACCUGCGAGCCAUCCGGAUGGCCUCGGUCAACCCGAUCCUGGACCCCUGGAUCUACAUCCUGCUGAGGAGGACCGUGGUCCUGAAGCUGGUGGAGAAGAUCAAGUGUCUGUUCUGCAGGAUGGGCAGCCGGGGCCGCCGCCAGGCCAGAGGGCAGUUUGACUGCGUUGACGGCCCCUGCUCGUCGUCCAUCGUGUCCCGGGAUUGCCCUUCGCUGGUGUCCCCCGGGCUGAGGGGGGUCAUCAGCACUUCGCAGACCUUUCUCUACCUACCCGAGGCUUCUGACUCUGGGCCCGGUGGGUUCACUCCCGGGGGCCUGGGCAGACCCAGCCCCCCUGCAGUGGAGCGCUCCCUUCUCCAGGACCUCAAGAUGGUAAGGGAGCAAGAGGACCCAUUACUGGCCACCUCUGAGGUCAAGAUGCUGGGGACGCCAGGUGGUAUGGACAGGCUACCCCUGGAGCCCUCGAAGGACCCAGCUCUUUAUGUCACCUUCACGGACGAGACCUCGAACUUGCAGGAGAAAUGCAUCUGACAUUGUACUUUGAGAACUCUAACCACCCUUCGCACAUGUGGUUGGUCAACUGAACUUAAAAGGAGAAGGGAAAUUGCUGCUGGUUGAACUUGAAUGGCAGCUGACUCACAUGAAUGCUAUUGCGAAUGCAGCUGAAACAUAAAGGACUAUGGGUAGGCUAGUUUAAGGCCACUCAGGACAUUGUGUCUUCAAGACUAAAGACUGCUCUAUUCAUGUGACUGACCUGUACGUCAGGUGAUGAGGUAGAAAGGUAAAACGAACAUCAAAAAUAUACAAAUUGAAUAGUGUUGAAUAGCCUAAAUGUGUCUCUACAUGUCACAGUCCUACUGCAAUAUAAACGCAACGUACUAUACACAGCAAUGGUGUUCAGCCACAAAACCCAAAUAUUUUCAGCUACACAUUAAAUUGUUAAGGGGAAUUUCAGCACACUUUUAGAAACGUAAAACCACUGCAAGGUCAAUUAAGCAACCACAGGCUUACUAGACAUUCUGACAUAAGCUCAAGAAUGACAUUCAAAUACUGUAUAGUCAUGCUACAAUGUGAAUUGUGUGUUCCAUGUUUAAGUUAUUUAAGAAAUCGAAAAAUAUAUCUCUUCUCUGUGAGAAGGUUUGAUAAGUCUGAACUGUACAAAUGAUUAAAAGAUGGGCUGCAAGCUUUGGCUACUUCAGAAACACUUGUAAACAAUUCAUCAUUUUAAAUGGCACUUCUACAACGUUGCAUGAGGUAUGGGGCACCAACAAAACUAUUGACUACAAUAUAAUAAUCCCAUGCCAUGUUGUUCCUUGUGUUGACCUAUCUUGACAUUUUGUGAAGUGAGUAAAGGAUGUUAAAAGAACCGA
Molecule: messenger RNA, 3496 nt
Organism: Hypomesus transpacificus
Lineage: Eukaryota; Metazoa; Chordata; Actinopteri; Osmeriformes; Osmeridae
Gene: ptger4b
Product: prostaglandin E receptor 4 (subtype EP4) b
Exons: 2
Coding region: 1275-2657 (460 amino acids)
Biological process (GO): adenylate cyclase-activating G protein-coupled receptor signaling pathway; negative regulation of inflammatory response; cellular response to prostaglandin E stimulus
Cellular component (GO): plasma membrane
Molecular function (GO): prostaglandin E receptor activity
Source: RefSeq, a predicted model, not a curated record